Messenger RNA from Tachysurus fulvidraco (yellow catfish), 459 nucleotides. Its product is annotated as translationally-controlled tumor protein homolog. The record is from RefSeq and is a predicted model, not a curated record. NCBI's taxonomy places the organism in Eukaryota, Metazoa, Chordata, Actinopteri, Siluriformes, Bagridae. The coding region runs from base 1 to 459 and encodes 152 amino acids. Gene Ontology annotation, cellular component: cytoplasm. The transcript has 3 exons. Gene Ontology annotation, molecular function: calcium ion binding.
AUGGGCCAGGAGCGUCUCUGUCAUCUAGCUUUAAUGUCUCUGGAGAGCAACAAUCACCAGAAACUGGAUUUUACCAACAUCAACAAAGACUCUGCAGCUAGUGCUGAGGUCCAGGAUGAUGGCUGUGAUUUGAUGACAGUCAGCGGCAUCGACAUCGUCCUCAACCACAAGCUCCAGGAAACCAGUUACGACAAGAAGUUUUACAUGGUCUACAUCAAGGACUACAUGAAGGCGGUGAAGGCCAAACUGCAGGAAACGUGUCCUGAACGAGUAGAGCCCUUCGUGGCUAUUGCUCCAGCUGAGGUCAAGAAAACCAUUGGCAACAUCAAGAAUUUCCAGUAUUUUACAGGUGACUCAAUGAACCUGGAUGGCUCCAUCGGUCUGCUCGACUUCUGUGAGGAUGGACUGACACCGUACAUGCUUUUCUUCAAAGACAGUCUUGAGUUGGGGAAAUGCUAA